Messenger RNA from Apaloderma vittatum (bar-tailed trogon), 2485 nucleotides. Its product is annotated as lateral signaling target protein 2 homolog. Gene Ontology annotation, cellular component: early endosome membrane. The annotation marks the transcript as partial. Gene Ontology annotation, biological process: negative regulation of epidermal growth factor-activated receptor activity. The transcript has 6 exons. The record is from RefSeq and is a predicted model, not a curated record. NCBI's taxonomy places the organism in Eukaryota, Metazoa, Chordata, Aves, Trogoniformes, Trogonidae. Gene Ontology annotation, molecular function: metal ion binding.
GGAUCUACUUCAGACAUUAACUGAGGAUGAACUGCAUACACUGGAACGUAACCUCUGCAUCUCUCAAGAUGUGGAUUUUCCUGUCAAAGCAGAUCCUGAAGUACCCUCUGUCAUUACACCAGGCAUAACUGCGACUCUGCCAGCUAAGGAGCUCUCGGGAAAAGCUGAAAACACAGAGGCUGAGCUGGCUUGUUCUAUGCAGUAUGAUGAACAGGAGCUGGAACAGCUGAAUAGGAUGGUACACAGGGUAGGAGAUGAAAUGUCUUCUCUGCUUUCCCCUCCAAGCAUCUGUCAGUCUCCAGCUCACAGACCUAGCCUAAGAAAUAGUUCUAGCACAGAAGCUUCACCAACAAGACACCAUCUUGACAAUUUAACUGAUGAAGAGGACAGAGUAUUUUUUAUGGAUGACCUAGAUGGAGCAGGAGAAGCUCUUGCUGGGUUGGAUUCAAUAAGUGACACUUUUGCUUGGGUGAAUAACCCUUGCCAUGAUUCAAAACAGAAUCUGCAAUAUAGAGAUGCAUUGCUGUACGAGAAUGGCCAUCAGGCAGAGGAAACUUUGCUUUUAAGAGAUGCUGAAAGAGAUGCUGAAAGUGACUUAAGCAAUAAUAACAAUAUUGAAGAUAGCAAACAGAUGUCUGGCAUUUCAGUUCAGAACUCGUGCAGCUGUCUAGAAGGUCCGGACUCACAGUUAUACCUCAACGGCUGGGAUGCUUAUGCUGAUGAUGCAGAAAUGGCAGAGGUGAUAGCUCACAGGACAGGGGGAAUGAAAAUAUCUGCUACUGUAAUAUUCAAUCCUAAAUCUCCCUCUAGCUCAGAAUCCCCGGUAACAACUCCAGAAGCCGCUAUUAGUUGUGUUCCUGGAUCUGCUAAUCCAUUAGCAAAUGAGGACGAUGAUGAAUCCCAUAAACUCAGUAUAGCUGCCACAAACUGUCUAAUUAAUUCCUGUGUGUGUUGUGGCAGCUGUGAAGACAGCAGGGAGGACAGUGUUCAAGGUUUAAAGACUAAACAUUCUGCAGGAGGUGUUGUAAAUGCUUCAUACACAUUAGUAAAGUCUAAGGAAAUGGACCAUGUAGAUAACUUGGACAAUUCAGUCCCUGCACAGGAAACAUUAAUGCUGGAAAGUUCUGCAUUGUUAGCAGAAAGAGACUUUGGCAGAGAAGAGCAAAAACUGCCAGUCUCCUCUAAGUGCCUGGCACAUUCCUCAGGUUCACAGGUAGGAGCAGAAAAUGACUCACAAGGAGAAGCAGAAAGCAUCUCAAAUCAGCAGAAGUGGGAGAAGAGAAAACUAUGUGAGAAAAAAAUGGACAACAAUGAAGAUGCUAGUAGUGAAAGAACAGCAAAGGAAGAUGUGAAGUCAAGGUCUAGUUCGAGCAGUUUAAUGACAAGUUCUUGUUCAUCUGAUGACAUUGAUCAGGAUGAAAUCCAGCUCGCUUUGCAGGCUGCUAAAAUUGCCACACGAGAAAAGAUCAGAUCCAGGUUUCAUGGAAGUAAUGAUCUUAUUCACCGCCUUUUUGUCUGUAUCUCAGGUGUUGCUGACCAGCUGCAGACAAACUAUGCUAGUGAUCUGAGAAGUAUCUUAAAGACCUUGUUUGAAGUUAUGGCAACCAAACCCGAAACAGAGGACAAGGAAAAACAAAAGAAAGUUAAUCAGGGCUUGAGGAGUGCAGCACUGGAAGACUGUGCAUUAUGUCAAGAAAGUAUAUCAUCCUCAGAACUUGCAGCAAAAGCCAGAGAUGGGGACUUUGAAGAUCCUCCUGACUGGGUUCCAGAUGAAGUCUGCAGCUACUGCACUGCGUGCAAGGCUCCUUUCACAGUCAUUCGCAGGAAACACCACUGUCGGAGCUGUGGCAAGAUCUUCUGUUCCCGCUGUUCUUCCCACUCUGCUCCAUUACCUCGUUAUGGUCAGAUGAAGCCCGUCCGUGUUUGCACUCACUGUUAUAUGUUCCAUGUCACUCCUUUCUAUAGUGACAAAGCUGGUAUCUGACGUAUUAAACUACUGAUGUGUCUUCUACAGUCUUACAUGGACUGAUAUAUUCGACCUAGGCCAAGAAUUAACUUGAAAGAGGGACCCCGUGAGGGCAUGUAGGCUUUGACAUCCGUUAUUAUAAAUUUUGUACAGACAGUUUUUACUGCAUUUUACUAAGCUGCUAAAGGGAAGUAUGAAGUGUCUGUAGCUGUAAGGCUACAGUACAGUCUUCCAUAAAUUUAUGACAUUAAUGUUACGAUGCCAUAUGCAGAACAAAUGCACUGUGUGGAAGGAAAUAGGGCUCAGAAUUGAACAAGCAUUGCUGCUUAUCUUACAUGCUAGGAACAGAGUAGCCGGUUAACUAGUCCAUCCCAGCAAAUCCAGUCCCAAAGCUGGGACACUUCUGUGCUCACCACAAUACCAGCAUGGCUGUGGAUGUCAGCACUCUCCCUCCUGCUGCAGUUUAACUUUCCCACUACUAGAUUUUUGCUACCUGUGCUAGGAUUAAUUAAAGCAAAA